Molecule: messenger RNA, 912 nt
Organism: Scheffersomyces stipitis CBS 6054
Lineage: Eukaryota; Fungi; Ascomycota; Pichiomycetes; Serinales; Debaryomycetaceae
Exons: 1
Coding region: 1-912 (303 amino acids)
Source: RefSeq, a predicted model, not a curated record
AUGGGUGGUACUGCUUCAAAGCCUGCUAGGAAGCUCACCAAUUCUGUCGUUGAAAACGCAGGUAAAGCUAUAAAUCGGUCACAGAAGGUGAACCAAUUGCCUUCUCAAGCCUUGAAAGAGAAGUACGAAAGACAUAUUGAACAAGAACUGCUUCAGGGGCAGAAUCAAAAUGAGAGCCGUUCUCAAAGCCAGGAUAAACCGCAGUCAAUAGACGAAAGUCUAAAUCAGGGCCCGUCUAUAAAUUUAUCCAACACAAAUAGCACUACCACGUUUGACCCUAAGCUUCUCAAGAAAAAGUUGGCUAGUAAGCAAGUAACGAAGCACAGCAGCGAAGCAAAUGUUCCAUAUGGAAAGGAUGGCGGAGAUCCACAAAUCGAUGGGACCGAUCCAUACGAUCCCGGAUUUGUCAGCUCCAUUACAAGGUUAGGCAAGCAGAUACAUUCUAUAUCGUUGGACCAGGAUGCUCGUAUGAGACAGCAAUCCAUGGCUCUCAAACAGCUCAAGUUCCGUAAGCAGCUCUUCGAAGAAGGAGAAAGAGAGGUCCAGAGUCAGAUGAAACAAGGUGUAGAAGCUGGACAUGGUUCUACGGAAAAAGAAGUUAUACGGACUAUGGUACAUGCUAGAACGUUGGGUGCCAUAAUAAACGACAUUCAUGAUCCUAGACUUGAUGAUAGCAGAAUUCUUCUCGACUAUCAAUUGCAUCCUGAUUUCCUCAAAGAGUUGGGCAAGCGGUUCAAGGUGGCUACAAACACAGUGGUUAUAGAGGACAAUACAAAGGAGGAUGAAAUCGGCCACAGAAUAACACCCAUUUCUUCUCCAGAAGCGAUGACGGACGAGAACGGAGAGUUGGGCGAAGCCAUGGGCACCGAAAAGUUGAAGACGUUGAAAGACAGACUCAGUUUGGAUAAUUGA